AUGAAGUACCUCGCUGCCUACCUCCUCCUCGCCCUUGCCGGCAACGAGGCUCCCUCCUCCGCCGACAUCAAGGCCGUCCUCUCCUCCGUCGGCAUUGACGCCGAGGGUGACCGUCUCGAGAAGGUCAUCUCCGAGCUCCAGGGCAAGGACCUCCAGGAGCUGAUCGCUGAGGGUUCCACCAAGCUCGCCUCCGUUCCCUCCGGUGGUUCCGCCGCCGCCGCCGCCCCCGCCGCUGCUGGUGGUGCUGCCGCCCCCGCUGAGGAGAAGAAGGAGGAGAAGGAGGAAGAGGAGUCCGAUGAGGACAUGGGCUUCGGUCUCUUCGACUAA
Molecule: messenger RNA, 327 nt
Organism: Penicillium olsonii
Lineage: Eukaryota; Fungi; Ascomycota; Eurotiomycetes; Eurotiales; Aspergillaceae
Source: the annotation of a GenBank genome assembly